AUGGCGGAAGAACAAGCUAACAAUAUACAAGCUCCUAAUGUUGUACAUGUCCCUACAAACAUUCCACUGCCAACCAAACUGGAUUUGAAAGGAAACUUGGCGACGAAUUGGAAAAAAUUCAGACGGAUGUGGGACAAUUAUGAAAUCGCAACUAGACUUUGUGAUUCGGAAAGUAAAUACAGGACUGCUACCCUACUGACUUGUAUAGGCGUGGAUGCAUUGGAUAUUCUUGAUGGUUUAACCUUCACACAGGAAGAGGAUAAACAGGAUAUAGACAUUGUACUGCAGAAGUUUGAAACAUUUUGUGUCGGAGAGACCAAUGAAUCUUACGAGAGAUACUGCUUUAAUCGCCGAGACCAGGAGACAUCAGAGACUGUUGACUCGUAUGUUGCAGUGCUUCGUACACUUGCAAAGACGUGCAAUUAUGGACAGCUGGAAGAUAGCUUAAUAAGAGACAGAAUUGUGGUUGGAAUUCGUGACAACAAUACUCGAAAGAGGUUGUUGCAGGAUGCGAGACUGACUUUAAAAUCUUGCAUUGAUGUGUGCAGAGCACAUGAAUCGGCUUCUCAGCAGAUGAAAUCUAUGGCUUCUGUUGACGAAGUUCAGCAGGUAAGGGACAAACAUAAGAACAAAACCCAACACAGACAGAAAACGCAGAAGCAACAUAAAGGGAAACAGAAGAACCAUUCAGAGCUGGAAUGUAAAUUCUGUGGCAAACGUCAUCCUUUUGUUAAGGAAAAAUGCCCUGCCUGGGGUAAAGUUUGCUCCCACUGUGAUAAACCCAAUCACUUUUCGUCCAAAUGUCCAAAUAAAGGCAAACAGAGACAGCAUAAAGUUCAUCAAGUGGACACUGAUGAGGAAUCAUCAGAUGGGGAAGAGGAAUAUGUGCUGUCCGUAAGUUCAAAAGGAAAACAGACUGACACCAAUGGCAAAGGAUUUCCAAAACGUAUCUUUGCCCGUAUGAUUCUAAAUCGCAAAACUAUUGUUUUCCAGUUGGACUGUGGAGCUACGAUCAAUAUUCUCCCUGAGAAUCUCUACGCUGAAAUCUACAAUGACAGACAACUGAAGAAAGUGGAAAAAUCCACAACAACCCUUGUUAUGUUCAAUGGAACAGAAACUAUACCUGUCGGGAAACGCCGCAUUUCAAUGAAAAAUCCUAAGAAUGGGAGGAAAUACAGCGUUGAAUUUGUCAUCGUGAAGGGUGAUUACAGACCUCUGUUGGGAGCCAGAGCGGUUCAACAGAUGAAUCUUAUAACUGUAGAGACUGAGAAUAUUAUGCUGCUGUCGCAUCAGCACAGUGAUGAUGUGAAGUCAAGGAAACAGCCUGGUGUUACCAUGAAUGAAAUCAAGUCUUCCUAUAGAGAUGUUUUUCAAGGAGAAGGAAAACUGGAAGGACUGCUACAUCUUGAAGUCGACGACAAAGUGCAACCUGUUAAGUUGCCAUGUCGCAAAGUUCCUGUUGCUCUUCAGCCUAAACUGAAAGAAGAGUUAGAGACUCUGACCAAGAAAGGUAUAAUUAAGCCAGUCACCGUGCCUACUGACUGGAUUUCAGCAAUGGUUGUGGUUUCUAAACCCGAUGGACGACUUCGUCUGUGUAUCGAUCCAAAACCUCUGAACUCUGCUCUGAAACGAAACCAUUACCCAACCCCCACGAUCGAUGAUCUCCUUCCUGAUCUUGCCAAUGCUAAAUGCUUUAGCCACGCUGACGCGAAGAAUGGAUUCUGGCACGUUGAGCUCGAUGAAGAGAGCAGCCACCUGACCACUUUUGAAACUCCUUGGGGACGGUACCGCUGGCUCCGUAUGCCAUUUGGUAUUUCUACCGCACCGGAAGAAUUCCAGCGUAGACUCAACGAAACACUGGAAGGUCUAGAUGGUGUGAAAGUAGUACACGAUGAUGUUCUAGUUUUUGGUGUUGGAGACACUGACCAAGAAGCUGACGAGGAUCACGACAGAAAGGUGAUUGCCUUCAUGGACAGAUGUCGUGAGAAGAACAUUAAACUGAAUCAGAGUAAGUUUCAACUCAAGUGCCGGGAGGUUCCAUAUCUUGGACACAUCUUGUCUUCUUCUGGAUUGAAAGCUGAUCCUUCUAAAGUGACGGCAAUCAAGGAUAUGCCAGCCCCGACGGAUAAGAAAAGUGUACAACGUCUGUUAGGCAUGGUCAACUUCCUCCAGAAAUUUGCCCCAAAACUAUCAUCGACAACUGCCCCUUUAAGAGAACUUCUCAAAAAUGAGAAUCACUUUCUCUGGGAUGAAGAAGUCCAUGGAAAAUGUCUUCAGGAAGUGAAGGAUAUCUUGUCAAGUCCUCCUGUUUUGAGAUAUUUUGACGACAAAGCUGAAACAGUACUUCAAUGCGAUGCUUCCCAAGAUGGACUGGGAGCAUGUCUCAUGCAAAAUGGCCAGCCGGUGGCCUAUGCAUCGCGUUCCUUGUCUUCUGCAGAGAAGAAUUAUGCACAGAUUGAGCGAGAAAUGCUCGCCAUUGUCUUUGGAAUGGAACGGUUUGAACAAUACGUCUAUGGAAGGAAAGUCAGGAUUGAAUCCGACCAUAAACCACUGGAAUCAAUCGUCCGCAAAAGCCUACACAGCGCCCCGAAGAGACUACAACGCAUGCUAUUGAGGCUACAGAAGUUUGAUUAUGAAGUGACGUACAAGAAAGGAACAGAGAUGUAUCUUGCCGACGCACUCAGUCGCGCAUACUUACCAUAUUCCAAGACAGCUACAAAUGAACAUGGAGAUGUCAUGCUAAUUGACGACAGGUGUCCAACAGCUAUCGAGACAGAAUCCAUCAAUAUGGUUGAGUAUCUUGCUAUCUCUGACCAGCGGAUAGGGUUGAUCCAAACAGCCACGUCAUCGGAUCCAACCAUGUCAACACUGAAGAGAGUGAUACAGGAUGGAUGGCCAGACAGAAAGGAAGAUGCUCCCUUUACAGUACAGCAAUACUUCCCAUUCAGAGAUGAACUCUCCGUUCAGAAUGGAAUAGUGUUUAAAGGUGAGAGAGUUAUCGUUCCUGUUAGUGUCAGACCAGAAAUCUUGCACCGACUCCACUCAUCGCACAUUGGUCUUCAGUCAUGCAUUCGACGAGCCAGAGAGCUAGUAUACUGGCCGAACAUGAUAAAGGACAUUACCGAUUUGUUAAGUAAGUGUGACACGUGCAACGCCUUACAGAACAACCAGCCGAAAGAGACUCUCAUCAGCCAUGAGAUUCCCAGUCGCCCAUGGGAAAAAGUGGGUUGUGACCUAUUUGAGUUUGAUGGCAAGGAUUAUAUGAUACUGGCAGACUAUUACUCUGACUACUUCGAGAUUGAUCGACUACAUGACAAAACGGCUACUACAGUGAUAAAAACGAUGAAAUCACAGUUUGCCCGUCAUGGAAUUCCUGUCCAGCUCAUGUCAGACAAUGGCCCUCCCUAUAAUUCGACCGAGUUUAAGAAGUUUGCCGACAAGUAUGAGUUUGAACAUAUUACUUCUUCGCCACGUUAUCCGCAAUCAAAUGGCAAAGUGGAAAGCGCAGUUAAAACCGUGAAGCAGCUCAUGGCCAAAUCUCUACAUGCCAAAACAGAUCCCUUCCUUGCUUUGCUAGAAUGGAGAAACAUACCAGCAGAAGGAAUUGGUAGCUCAUCAGUACAGAGAUUGUUUGGACGAAGAACAAGGACUCUUCUACCAGCAACCAACGAACUUCUCAAGCCGAAAACCGUUGACAGAGUCACCGAUAAACUGGCAAGUAGAAAGCUGAAACAAGCUCGAUACUACAAUCGUUCCGCUCGUGAUCUCGCUGAUCUGCAACCUGGAGAUGUGGUAAGACUUAAGCCCCACAACAGAGACAAACAGUGGCAGAAAGCAGUUGUUGACAAACAAGUAGACAUACGCUCCUACAGCAUUCACACUGAAGAUGGUAGACGGUUCAGAAGAAACCGCCGUGAUCUAAGAACGACAAAGGAAGACUGCCCAGAGAGGUUCUUCCACAUCUUCAAUUCAGAGACUGUUGAACAUCCAGAACAUUGGUUUAAGUCGUCGUGUUUCAAAGAACUAUCCGUGGAGAUGUUCGUGCAGACUUUGGCUGUUCAUCAACUAAAAAUGGAAGAGCACAUCAGCUUAUAUUUUAAAGAAGAUCACAUUGAAAUUGGACUGCUUCUCGCGGAAGAACACCAUGUAGAAGUCACGCAGAAUUUGUCUACCGCUGUACUUGAUGUAGAUUUCCCUGUGUUUGUGCGGAGGGAGAGGUCAGUUGGGGUCAUUCUGUACAAAGGCCUGAACGGCCUCUUGCGGGAAUACGAGACGUGUGUCACUUCAGAUGGCGAAGAAACUCGUUGUUGGUUUUCGCCCAAGGAUAAAUCGAUCCUGGUCUUUGUGAUUCCAGCUAUGUCUGUGGCUCUGGUGAACGUUGGGAUUCUGGUAGAGGUGAUGCGGGUUGUUGUACGCCUGAGCAGGACCUCCAUCGACAAUAGACUGGAGAGAAUACGGAAGACGGCCAAAGCUUCCGUCCUACUUCUACCACUUCUGGGAGGGACCUGGUUAUUGGGAGUCUUUGCCCUGUCUCAACAGACAGUCGUCUUCCAGUAUCUGUUUGCCCUGACAAACUCCACGCAAGGACUUCUUCUGUUCCUCUGCCACUGUGUGACGUCAUCAGAGGUACGCCAGGCCUUUGCCCGCAAAAAACAUGCCUGGGAAUUAAACAGGCGACUGCUACGGCUGUCAAAGGUGAGCCCAGCCUCGAUGAAGUCCAUGGGAUCGAAUGAGUUGGCGACAAUCGCUAUGACCGAAGUCUCCAAGACAUCCUCAUCUGGCAAAUGA
Molecule: messenger RNA, 4788 nt
Organism: Liolophura sinensis
Lineage: Eukaryota; Metazoa; Mollusca; Polyplacophora; Chitonida; Chitonidae
Exons: 8
Coding region: 1-4788 (1595 amino acids)
Biological process (GO): DNA integration; G protein-coupled receptor signaling pathway; cell surface receptor signaling pathway
Cellular component (GO): membrane
Molecular function (GO): G protein-coupled receptor activity; nucleic acid binding
Source: RefSeq, a predicted model, not a curated record